AUGGAUCUGCAUAAAGAAGUGCUACACUGUCUCAUCUGCUCACUGCUGAUUUAUUAUUUGUGCUUGUGUGAAGGGAAUGGCCCUCUGUGCCAGCUACAGAGAAGUGUCAUUCCAGGGAUAUAUAAAUAUGGGGACAUGAUUAUUGGAGGUGUUUUUCCAGUCCAGCGGUCUCGCAGCACCGAAGAUCUGAGCUUUACUUCAAAUCCAGAUUCUACAGUUUGUGAUGGAAGUUUUGAUUUUAGAAGCUACCGCUGGAUCAGAGGAAUGAUAUAUGCUAUCAAUGAGAUAAACAGAAAUGAGCAUCUGCUUCCUAAUUUCACGCUCGGUUAUGCCAUCCAUGAUACUUGUGACAAUGUGGCAGAAUCUGUGGAAAAGACAUUCACUUUAGUUACUGGUUCAGUUAAAUAUACCCCAAAUUACCAAUGUCAGAUCACUCCUUUGCUAACUACGGUCAUUGGGGAAUCUGCCUCAGGAAUAUCCAUAGCAAUGGCAAGAAUUCUGGGCACAUACCACUACCCUCAGGUGAGCUAUUAUUCCUCCCUUAAUGUCCUUAGCAAUAAAAAGGAAUUUCCCAGCUUUUUUAGGACCAUACCAAGUGACACAUUUCAAACAACGGCUUUUGCUUUACUGGUUGCACACCUUGGUUGGAAAUGGGUGGGUACACUAGCUGAAGACAAUGAUUAUGGACAUUUAGGAGUUCAGCUCUUCACAGAAGAGGUACAGAAGCUCGGUACCUGCAUUGCCUUUUCUGAGACAAUCCCCUUAGCUUUCUCAAAAACAAGGUACGAGGAAAUUGCUGCCACUAUAAAGCGUUCUUCAGCAACAGUCAUUAUAGUUUUCUCUGGAGACACCAACUUGCUUCCCUUAUUCUGGGAAGUAGCAAAGCAAAAUAUCACUGGCAGGACAUGGUUGGCAAGUGAGGGAUGGAGCACGUCUGCUUUUGUGGUAGCCAAAGACCAAGCAGAGUAUUUCAGUGGUGCAUUAGGCCUUGCUAUACCCGUGGGGCACAUAGCAGGUUUGCUUGAGUUCCUUUUACAGUUGAACCCAAUGGCGGAUCCUGAAGAUCUUUACAUAAAACCUUUUUGGGAGCAUGCUUUUGGGUGCUCAUGGACUGAAACAAAAUUGCAAGAUAACAUUACACUUUGCACUGGGCAUGAGAAUCUGCUGACUCUAAAUAAUGUGUAUACUGACGUGUCUCAACUAAGAAUCACGUGUAAUGUAUACAAUGCAGUAUAUGCAAUUGCUAAUGCCUUAAACAACAUACUUUCUUCUGGAAAUAAGAAGCCAGCUAUAGAGGAAAUUAAGCCUUGGCAGAUAAUACAGUCACUGAAAAAAGUACGCUUCACAGAUCAAGCUGGGAAAAUACUGUACUUCGAUGAAAAUGGAGACCCAGUUGCAAAGUAUGAUAUAUUGAACUGGUACAUUGGGGAAGAUGGUAAUCUCUUGUAUAGAAAGGUUGGAAGCUAUGAUGCCAGUGCAGCAGAAGAUCAGCGCUUAACCCUUGAUGAACAAGCUAUUAUAUGGAAUGAUGCCCUACAGGAGCCUCCUCGCUCCCAAUGUAGUAGUAGUUGCAAGCUUGGUUUCAGGAAAAGUAUCUUACAAGGACAAUCAAUGUGCUGUUUUGACUGUAUUCCAUGUUCUGAAGGGGAGAUAUCAAAUGGCUCAGAUUUUACAGAAUGUAUAAAAUGCCCAGAAGACUACUGGUCAAAUAAGAAUAAAGAUUCCUGUAUCCCUAAAGACAUGGACUUCCUUUCAUUUGAGGAGCCCCUUGGAAUCACCUUCUCAGUACUCGCAGUCAUAGGCAUCAGUCAGACGCUUGCAGUGGUAGUUGUCUUUAUUAAACACAUUCACACUCCAAUAGUCAGAGCUCACAACAUAGAAAUGAGUUUCUUUUUGCUGUUUUCCCUUAUACUGUGCUUUCUUAGCUCGCUGACAUUCAUUGGCAAACCAUCAUCUGGUUUAUGUGUGCUUCGACAGACGGUCUUUGGUGUGAGUUUUGCUCUAUGUAUCUCAUGCGUUCUUGUUAAGACCCUAGUGGUCAUUCUAGCUUUCACAAUGUCAAAACCCAACCAAAACAUGAUGAAAUACUUUAAACCAUCCCAUCAAAGAGCAUUUGUUGGACUGGCCACCUUAAUUCAGAUUGCCAUUUGUGUUGGGUUAAUUUCAUCUGCUAACUUAUCUAUUAAAAAGAACAGGGAUGCAGUCAUAACUAAGAUAGUUCUAGAGUGUAAUCUAGAAUUGGAACUUGUGUUCCUUUUUGCUAUUGGAUAUAUUGCUCUUCUGGCUUUGCCUUGUUUUGUCUUGGCCUUUCUUGCUAGGAACUUGCCUGACACCUUUAAUGAAACCAAGUUCAUUACAUUCAGCCUGUUGCUGUUUGUUAUGGUUUGGGUCAGUUUCAUUCCUGGGUAUAUAAGCACAAAAGGUAAAUAUGUUACUGCAGUUGAGAUCUUUGCUAUUCUUUCUUCUGCUGCUGGGUUAUUGGGUUGCAUUUUCUUUCCCAAAUAUUAUAUUAUACUAUUAAAACCGGAAAGGAAUACUAGGAAGAAUGUAACUGGACAUUCUAGCUUAGUUAGAAUGUAA
Xenopus tropicalis (tropical clawed frog) is the source of this 2580-nucleotide messenger RNA. RefSeq names its product extracellular calcium-sensing receptor-like. Lineage: Eukaryota; Metazoa; Chordata; Amphibia; Anura; Pipidae. Gene Ontology annotation, molecular function: G protein-coupled receptor activity. Gene Ontology annotation, cellular component: cell periphery; membrane; plasma membrane. The transcript is spliced from 6 exons. The record is from RefSeq and is a predicted model, not a curated record. The coding region runs from base 1 to 2580 and encodes 859 amino acids. Gene Ontology annotation, biological process: G protein-coupled receptor signaling pathway.